AUGAGGCGGAAAUUGCUCACCACUAACUUUGGGUUGGCACUAAUGUUGAUCGGUACCUCAUGUCUCAGCACUCAUACCAUUACAUCUGUCUCAGCAGCACCUGCAGAACCAAUCUCAACGUCUUCUACAACGGAAUUCACCCAACAAAGUCUUAUAGGAGGUCAUACUACUUCUGGAAAUAUCAUUAGGUCGAUCGGUUUCCGACUUUGCGACACGGAACCCGAAACACAGUCAACAGAACAAAUCAUAUUAUCAAGUUUCCAUCUAUUGUACAAUGGGCAAGCUAACACGAUUUCACUACAAGCAGAGGGGUCAACAGAGCAUGAGUUGAACGUAACUUUAGCCCGUAUCAUUCUAUCAGCAUACGAUCGUGUCGUUUAUAAUCAAACAAUGCAAUUCAGCAAAUCAGGGCCUUCCGUAUUUCGAUUCAGUGGCCAGUUUUCUUUCCAGGAGACAUUUCCAGUACCAGCAUUGCUCCCAGAGCAAGUUCCCAAGCAGCUCUUCUUGCUUCCAGCUGUAGAGGCUCUUGCUUCUAUCCAACUUUAUAACUCACAAGGUCAUUCAAUUCUCUGCACUUCAGUCCCACUCACAAAUGUCGUUAGCAUUCAUUCUCCUGCCAUCACUAUUGCCUCUCUUUCUAUCACUGCAGCCGCCAUUGCUCUUGCUGCGAUUUCUGGGAUUGUGGCUUCCUUCACUUCUGUAGCCUUGCUGACAUCAAUGUCCAUUGCAUCAGUUAAUGGCGGAAGCAUAGGCAGCUCAGGCGUCAACCCAUCUAAUAGUGGACUAUCACCUUCUGUCUGGGACGUAAUUUCUUUCUGUCAAUUUAUUUCUACAUCAGGGUCAUUGAACUUGGCUUAUCCUGAAUUAUUACAACAAUGGACUCAGAACUUUGCUUGGAGUAUGGGCCUUUUUUCGUCUGAGAGCUGGAAUAAGGCAAUCAACGAUUUAAGGUACAGGACAUCAGACAGACCAAUCAACCCAAGUUCAUUUUCAGGAUCGGGGGAAAAGACCAUGUAUAGUAGUAAGGUUGGCGGCUCUAGUAAUGACCCAAGCAGAACCAGCGCCUCCAGCGCCUCUGUAACGUUAUCAGAUGAUGGCAACAAGAGUGUCACUAUUACAUCAAAGGAGCACACCACGGAUAACACCACAAAACCUUCUGCCAAGGACUUUUUGCCCUCUGGCAGUAUUUCUAGGACAGGGGUUGCCGCCAUAAAGCCCAAACUUGAUGCUUCAAAAUUAGUCGCCUCGGCCAGGGUAUUGUCUCAAAAUGCUGUACAGGAUUUUCAGAAACGUCAGGUGGAGAUUGUAAUCCCACCGUCCUCUGCUUCACUCUUUUAUACUGAUCCAGCACCCGCCUCUGCUACAGCUGUUGUCUCUUCGAGCCAAGCACUUCCGUCUGUUUCAGCAUUUCAGGCAGGUGCAAGCCUUUCACCAUCUUUGAUUGACCACUCUCUCAUGGAGCGACAUGAGAAUAUAUCUUUUGUUUCUCAUGCAGUUUCCCCUCUGCAUUCUGCUCCCUGGCUUCAGGAAGAUUACCACUCUGUGACUAAUGCUCUGGCCCCCCCUGGCCUUAACGCGUUUGGCCAACGCCUCGACAUCCCUGCCAAGAACAUGUUCAUGACGUCUUUUUUUCUUUUCUUGAUCUUGAUUCUCACCACAUCUCUUCUGGCUUUAGUCUUCCGCGUUGCAUUGGAAGGAUAUGCCUACAUUUAUCCGGGCAAGUUCACCAAACUUCGCCGACGAUUCGGUUUGUACUACCUUGGCAGUAUGCUCCGGGCUACCUUAUUGGCGUAUUUUGCACUGGCAACCAUGGCUUUCUAUCAGCUUACAUUGAAUGACUCCUGGGCAAUUAUGCUGCUGGCGGCCAUGACACUGAUUAUACUCUUCGUUACGAUUGUAUACUCUACUUUACGUCUCCGCCGUACUGGUAGCACCAGUUUGUAUUUUGAUGAACGCCUCAAAUCCAGAUACGGUGCUCUAUAUAACCAAUAUGUCCUCUCUGCCUGGUGGUUCUUUAUUCCUACUUUGAUUUACCAGACUUUGAAGGCUGGUAUUGUGGCAUUUUGCCAUGGAGGACAACAUGGUUCGACCAAGGCAUGGGUUCAGAUCAUCUCUUUACUUUUGACUGAAGCCUGUUUCACGGGACUGUUACUCUGGAAACGUCCUUUUGGAGACAAGGUUCCAAACCGCCUCAAUGGUGUUUUGGGCUGUAUCCGGGUCCUGAAUGUGGCCAUGCUGGCAGCCUUGGUUAAGGAUUCAUUAGUCCCUGCAAUCUCUAGAAUAAUUAUUGGCGCCAUGAUAGCUGGCACUCAAGCGCUGAUGAUGGUCGUACUCUUCGUCAUGGUCUUUUAUCAGCUUUUUAAGACUCUUGGGCAAUUAUGGAAAGCAUUGCAAACAAGGAAGGAGGUCAGGCAAAGGAAUAAACGCAGUAAUAUGAGCUCACUCAAUCAAGAAGUUCUUGUCUAUGUGAAAGGCGACCAUAAUCAUGAUGACUACGACGGUUCCUCUGAAGGCAGAAUGGCAAGCGAACGGAUUCGCGCCGAAAAUGAAAGCAUAACGACCUUGGUCGGGAUGAUGAGGGUCAAUUCAAAUCCCAUAAGGGAUUGCAUAUCUGCAAGUGACAAUGGAAAUGGUGGAUUUAAGAUAUCUGAAGACAAUUGUAAGCAAGGCACCAUCCCAGUUCGAUAUAAAACAACAGAAGCAGACAUGUUCAAGGCACGAGACAACAUCCGUGAUUUCAUCCGCGAUUCAACUCAGAGUACGGCGAAUCAGUCCUCUCUCAGCCUUGAUCACUAUAUUCCGCCAUACUUGCCUCCUGAUAUUAGGGGCAUAAUCCAGCAAUCUCAGCCAAAUCAGAUUCAACAGUCAGAAUCAGCGCAUGGUCAAGGUCAAGUAAAUCAGGCCAAUAGCAGCCAUGGCGAGGACAGCCCUGAAGCCAAUAUAGGCUCUCCUAUAGUGAAAUCCCGUCUCUCGUUUUCAAUAGUCCCCAGUGUUGCUCCUGAAGAGCCGUGGGUACAGUCUGCAUACAUGACGCGCCGUUUCAGUAACGACACUGAUAUUCACAGAAUGUCUAAUAUAAUCAUGGUAACCUCCACCAUGGCUAGAGCUACGGCCACAGCCACACCUGAGCACACGUUGGAGAUGAAGUGUCGACAGCAAGAGGACUGGGAAGAGGAGGAAAAAAGGCUGCAGAACGAAUCAAAGCAAAGCCAGUGCCUCCGCUCCUCAAUCACUGAUGGAAUAGAACCACGCCAAAGCCCCGGAUCCGGACUUUUUAUGACUUCAAGUCCAGCUGGGGCGAUAUAUCCUCGUCCUCGGGGCCCACAAUUAGACGAUCGCUGCAGCAUUCCAGCAAGGUCCGAUGUACUUCCUACAUUCCAAAAAACUUACAUCCCCGACAGCCUUCUCGUCCCACCGUCACCCCCUUCACAACCUAGAUUCACUUCUGCUUCUAUUACUGCAUUAGCUACCCCUCCACCCAUACCACCUAUUCGCCUAGGUUUACACGACCGUCAGGAGGAAGAGCUAAAAUCACUUGGAAAUAUUAAUGGUAGCUCGUUAGCCUAUAUUACUGCUACAAGAGACGAAAUUGGAAUAUCAGUGCCUUCAUUGAGAAGUGAUACCCUCAAUGUUGAACCUCGCCGCUUCCUAGACGAAUACCACUCCAUCGUGCGGGACAAACAAGACGAUCAGCGCACUUCAGCAAUCUUGGCAGCACAACGGAGCAUCCAUCCGCUAUCUCCGUUGCAUCCCGAUUAUCAGCACCCAGACGGCCUUUAUAGCGCAAGUACCUCAUCAUCUAAUGAAGUGGGCUCUACGCCCAGGCCGUCUCUCACCUCGAGUCCUGCCACUACUUCGGCUAACAUUUUUGCCACUACUCCACCUUCUUCUAUUACAUAUGUCCCUAACAGCUCAGAGAAUGGCAUAAGUUCACGCAGAGAUAUUGGCUCCGCUAGAGAUACAUAUGGAGGCACGGCAGAUACCCUUCAAAUCACAGUCGCGAGAGGCUUUCAUGAAGGGGAUCACCCUUCACUGAGUAACGUGGCCACAUCGGCAUCGGGAUCAAAUGCUCUAGCAACAAAGGCUACUGUAAACAUGGAUGCAACUACAGCUUCGACCGCAGCCAUGGUUGCCAGCUGUUCCACGCUCAAAAGUAAAUACUUGCGGCAGCAAACACCAACCUCCAUCUCUCAUAACAGCGGAAGGUUCACAUAUAGAGGUAUCCCCGAGAGAUGGAGGCGAUCCAAUUCCAGUGCUAUUACCCACAGAGGCAGCCUUAUACCCGUCGCCGUUAACCGUGCAAGGUCACCAUCGGUCAGCACCAGUACCAGCUAUGCAGUUAGAAGCCAACGGCGCAGCUCUUUGAAUUUAUCCGAAUGUUCAAUGCGAGAAUCGCUCACUCAAGAGCCACAUCCACAGAGUCGACCGCGUAUUUCAAUAAUACCAUUACCACUCUCGAAUUCACGCCGACCACUUACAGUUACACGCAGCACACGCGCAAGAUGCUAA
This is a messenger RNA of Lobosporangium transversale, 4509 nucleotides long. RefSeq lists its product as hypothetical. NCBI's taxonomy places the organism in Eukaryota, Fungi, Mortierellomycota, Mortierellomycetes, Mortierellales, Mortierellaceae. The record is from RefSeq and is a predicted model, not a curated record. The transcript is spliced from 3 exons. Bases 1 to 4509 code for a protein of 1502 amino acids. Gene Ontology annotation, biological process: transmembrane transport; fungal-type cell wall biogenesis.